Messenger RNA from Bacillus rossius redtenbacheri, 2708 nucleotides. RefSeq lists its product as uncharacterized. Gene Ontology annotation, biological process: nucleoside transmembrane transport. Bases 213 to 2087 code for a protein of 624 amino acids. NCBI's taxonomy places the organism in Eukaryota, Metazoa, Arthropoda, Insecta, Phasmatodea, Bacillidae. The transcript is spliced from 14 exons. The record is from RefSeq and is a predicted model, not a curated record. Gene Ontology annotation, molecular function: nucleoside:sodium symporter activity. Gene Ontology annotation, cellular component: plasma membrane.
GUUCAGAGAGCCGCGCAGCACGGGGGGAAAAAGAAAUGAUGGCGCGUUGUCGCUUCUCAGCUGUUCUUGCGUGUAUGGUGCUUGCGUCGUUCCGAGCUUCAAGCCAGAAUCUCGUCGCCUCACAACAAUGCCUCGUGUGAAGUGACCGUCUGGAAACUUUAAUUGACGAUAAAGAAGCAAACCCCGGCGAACAGAUUUUAAUAUCGUGAACAAUGGACGGCAAAGAAAACGCAGCUUUCCAGUCGGACGGCGAGCAGCAGGACUCGGAUCCCGCUCGAGAACAAGAUGGCGUGCACCUCAGGAUAACCAACAAUGGCACGAGCAAAGACAGUAGCAGCCUGGCGGCGGACCCAGCUCGCGACCAGCUGGAGUUGGAGGGCAGCCCGGGCCAUGAAGGAGUGGGGAGGGGCAACCCCGUGUCGCGGCAGCUGGCGGACUGCUGGCGCUCGCUGGCGCGACUCAGGCGGCGACACAAGAGGGCGCUGGCCGGCCUACUCGUGGUGCUGCUCAACUGCCUGCUGGUGGCGUUCCUGGCCGCCGCCGUGGCGCACCAUGUGCUGCAGGGCAGCGAGGACAUAGACUGGUGCAACGGCCUGGGCAUCCUCAUCAUCAUGGUCAGCCUGCUCUACCUCUCCAUGUUCUACUACCUGGUGGUGAAGAGGCAGUUCGGGGCCACCCUCGCCAGGGUCGCGCUGCAGCCCUGUGGCAGGGUCUGGGACAAGGUCUGGGGCAUAACAUUGGUCAGGAUGUUGGUUUACUGUGCGUUGUUGGCGUCUCUGAUCAUCUUCCUCGUCCUGGACACUGCCGACAACAGGGAGCGACUCAUCUCGUUUCUGGGACUCGUAGUUCUUCUCCUCAUUGGAUUCCUGUUUUCUAAGCACCCUGACCAAAUCGUGUGGCGGCCGGUGUUCUGGGGCCUGGCGUUGCAGUUCGUGUUCGGCCUGCUGACCAUCCGCUGGGUGGUGGGUCGCCUGAUCUUCCAGUGCGUCGGCGACCACGUCACCACCUUCCUGCUCUACACCAACAACGGCUCGUCCUUCGUGUUCGGGGACUUCCUGGUCAUCCAGCAAGGCCUCUUCGCCUUCCAGGUGAUGCCCGUGAUCUUCUUCUUCUGCUUCUGCGUGCAAAUCCUCUACUACUAUGGCGCGAUGCAGGCCAUCGUGAUCAAGCUGGGCUGGCUGCUGCAGAAGUCCAUGGGCACCACCGUCGCAGAGUCCGUCAACGCCUCGGCGAGCGUUUUCCUGGGUAUGUCCGAGGCUCCGCUGCUCAUCCAGACGUACCUGAAGGACCUCACCCGGUCCGAGAUGCAUGCCAUCAUGACGGGGGGCUUCUCGACCGUCGCAGGCACGGUGCUGGCUGCGUACAUCUCCUUCGGCGUGGAGCCCGCGCACCUGAUCACGGCGUCCGUGAUGUCGGCGCCCGCCGCGCUGUGCUACGCCAAGCUGUUCUACCCGGAGACAGAGCAGAGCCGCAACAGGGUGGAGCAGAUUGUCGUCACCAAGGAUGACUCGACGAGCGUGCUGGACGCGGCGGUGAAGGGCGUCACGGCCGGGAUACAGAUAGUGCUGGGCAUCGUGGCCAACAUCAUCGCGUUCCUGGCGUUCGUCGCGUUCCUGGACGGCGUGCUGGGCUGGGCCGGGCGGCUGGUGGGGAUCCCCGACGUCACCUUCGUGAACAUUCUUGGCUACAUAUUCGUCCCUCUGGCCUGGGUAAUGGGAGUCCAGUGGAGCGAGUGUCAGAAUGUGGCCCAGCUCAUCGGACUGAAGACCAUCGUGAACGAGUUUGUGGCCUAUCAGCGGCUAGGCGAGAUGAAGAAAAACGGGUUGUUAUCGGCCCGGUCCGAGGCCAUCGCGACCUACGCCCUGUGCGGCUUCUCCAACCCGGGCUCCGUGGGAAUCCUGAUGGGCUCGCUCAUCACCCUGGCGCCCAGCAAGCGGCCCGAGAUCACGGGCGUGGCCUACCGCGCCUUCUUCGCCGGCAGCGCCGUCUGCUUCAUGACCGCCUGCAUCGCAGGAAUCCUGCUGACAGAAGACCAUUACUCAACCAACAACUACCAGAGCAACGUAUCUGCAACGUCGCUGCACUGAGCGAGAUGCGCUGCACAUGGCUGUCAAGACUUGCAGCACAUCGCUACUCUGGUGCCUCUUACAUGACAGCUGUCGGUAUUAUUCCACAUGGUCGUGCAUAAUCAUCCAAGUCCAAGCAUAACAGAAGUGAUAAAUAUCAAAGUGCAUUUAACAUGGUGAAUAAUUACAUACCUUAUGAAAAUGAAAUCUUGAGAAUUUUCUCACACGAUUAGGAGGCUGUCUCCCAGAAACUUGCUCAACAUGUGUGCAGAUGUCCUAGUGAAAACUGUGCUGUUGGCUCCAAUGGAAAGUUUAAGCUGCUCAAUAGUCAGUAGCAAAUAAUAGAACGCCAAUUCGCUGAAAUUACUUUCCAGCUCAAGCAGUAAAAAUUUACAUUUUUUUAAUUUACUCUUAUUUUGUCCGAAAAGUAAGUCACCUAAUAUAGGUAUAAAUGUGAAAGAUGACAUGAAAUUUAUAUUAAAAUGAACAGUAUUUACUCGCAAAUGAGUUGCCCCCUCGUAUGGGUCACACCCUUAAUUCUGGGCCAAAAAAUCUAACUUUUUCACAGGUAAGUCAGUCGUUUGAAUGUGUAUAGCGCCAUAAAUCAGUCUCCAGUAGAAUACAAGUGAAGUCUUUAAGGUA